This is a messenger RNA of Drosophila busckii, 3567 nucleotides long. RefSeq names its product glutamate-gated chloride channel (gene pHCl-1). The transcript is spliced from 16 exons. NCBI's taxonomy places the organism in Eukaryota, Metazoa, Arthropoda, Insecta, Diptera, Drosophilidae. Gene Ontology annotation, molecular function: transmembrane signaling receptor activity; chloride channel activity; neurotransmitter receptor activity. Gene Ontology annotation, biological process: chloride transmembrane transport; chemical synaptic transmission; nervous system process. The record is from RefSeq and is a predicted model, not a curated record. Bases 445 to 3369 code for a protein of 974 amino acids. Gene Ontology annotation, cellular component: membrane; neuron projection; synapse.
UUGCAAUUCAACAGCACUGCGAAAACGGAUCAAGCAAGAAUAUUUUUAAAACGAUUUUAAUUCAAAUUCAGCCAACGGAGUAGUAUCGACUAUAGCUCUCUCUAUCUCUCCUUCAUAACGUAUACGUACUAUAAACGCGUAUACGUACUAUAUGAGUGCCACCAGAGGCUAGAGGCAAUUGCAGCGAACUUGCAACAAUAUUCAUGCGCUUGAAGAUAUUGUAACUACAAAGACAGCGUUGCCAGACUGUCAAACAGCAACAGCAACAACGUUAAGUAAAACAGCCAAAAAAAGGACGAACACGUCAGCGUGUGUGUGUGUGUGUCUGUGUCUGUGUGGAACUCUAGGUGGCGCUGCUGCUUCAACGCGCUGGCAUGCAACAUUGAAAAAGCAAGAAAAGUUCGUGCCGCUGGAAAUCCUGCCGCUAAUUAGUAAACGUGUAACAUGGGCUGCGCCUUUGAAGCAGCCAGAGAGCAGCCCAAGCCGAGAAUAAAGUCAGCAAAAAGAAAUCAAUGUGAUACUACAACAACUGCAAUAGAUACAACAACAACAACACAACGCCUAACAGAGAACUUGGAAAUCAAGGAUAACUAUCAACAAAAUCAUAAAACGCAAACGACAACUGUAAAAGCAAACACCAAGCAGCUAAAAGCGGCAGCUCAAGUGCUUUUAACGGUGCAACAACAGCCACAGCCACAGCCAAAGUCACAACAGUUAGAGCAGUUACAAACGUUGCGUCAAGUGGCGCUGGAGAACAAGGACGCGUUGGCGACACACGAAACAAUCGGUGCACGAAUCGAUAUUAAGGCGAACAGCAGCGAUUUGCAAAACAGUUGCCACGUCAAUUGCCACAAGCGCAGCGAGAUAAACAGAGAUGAGCAGCAGCAGCAGCGGCGCCGCUGUCGACGUCGGCAUUGGCGUCAAGAUCAUACAAACAGAGCUGCCCACAGCCAGGAGCGUCGAAGUCACAGCAUUGUGGCAGCGACAAUGGUCGAAUUGCCGCAAUGCCAGCAGCAACUGCACGAGAUGUUGCUGCAUGCUCGAGCUGCCCUAAUGACGUCCAAGCAAUCGUCGCAGCAGGAGGCGGCAGCAGCAGCAUCAGCAGCAGCAGAGCAAUCACAGCAGGCAGAGAACAAGUUGGAGCAGCAGCAACCGUUAGCGUAUCAGCACUGGCGCUUGAAGAAUGUCGCCAGCGCCGUUGUACCCGCCACAAUGUCAGCCGCCAUUUUAGCGAACUUGAGCGCCACAUCAGCAGCCGCUUAUCAGUAUCUGGGCCAGCACUACAAGCACUAUACCCAAUCGUUCAGCUUCUACGCGGCGUCCAGCGUGAUACUGAUGCUCUGCUAUCUGACCACCACAUCCACGGCCGCUGCCACACAAUCGGAGACGGGUGCGCUCGACAAGCAUCCGAUUCAUGGCAUCGAUUGGUCGAAAUUCGACGAAUCCAGUUCGGAUAAAGAGAUAUUAGAUUUAUUACUGGAGAAGAAACGCUAUGAUAAACGCUUACUGCCGCCUGUAAAUGAUGAAGACUUUUGCUGUGGCUUACAAUCGCCCGAUAUGGCAACAAAUCAAAAUGCGCGGAGACCACAUCAUCGCGGCACACUAACGGUUAAUGUUAACGUAUUACUUUUGAGCUUAGCAUCGCCCGAUGAGAGCAGUUUGAAAUACGAAGUUGAGUUUCUAUUGAAUCAACAAUGGAACGAUCCGCGCCUGCAAUAUGGGAAUAAAUCGCACUACGAUUUCUUGAAUGCGUUACAUCAUCAUGACAGCAUCUGGACGCCCGACACAUACUUCAUUAUGCAUGGCGAUUUCAAGGAUCCCAUCAUACCAAUGCAUUUCGCUUUAAGAAUAUUUCGCAACGGGACCAUUACGUACGCAAUGAGACGUCAUCUAAUAUUAUCCUGCCAGGGAAGUCUGCAUAUAUUUCCAUUCGAUGAUCCCAAGUGCUCGUUCUCCAUGGAAAGCAUUUCAUAUGAGGAGGCACAAAUCAAAUACGUCUGGAAGAAUGAUGAGGAUACACUACGCAAGAGUCCCUCGCUGACCACAUUGAAUGCUUACCUGAUUAAGAAUCAGACCACGGCCUGUGAUCAAAACAGCUGGAGAGGUAAUUACAGUUGCCUACAGGUCGAGUUGACAUUUACCCGUGAUCGUGCAUAUUAUUUUACAACCGUUUUCAUACCUGGCAUUAUAUUGGUCACCUCGUCGUUUAUCACAUUUUGGCUGGAAUGGAAUGCAGUGCCAGCCCGGGUAAUGAUCGGCGUGACAACAAUGUUGAAUUUCUUCACUACCUCGAACGGUUUCCGCAGCACACUGCCAGUCGUCUCCAAUCUAACUGCGAUGAAUGUCUGGGACGGUGUCUGUAUGUGUUUCAUCUACGCCUCUCUGCUGGAGUUCGUCUGCGUCAAUUAUGUGGGCCGUAAGCGACCGCUGCACAAUGUCGUCUAUCGGCCAGGCGAGAAUCCUGUAACACAGCGUCUUCCAGCGGUACUAAGCAGGAUCGGAGUAAUUCUUGCAAGUCCUUUGGCAAGCGCGGUCACCACGCCGGGCAGAGCCAACACGCCGCUCUCCAUGGGCACGGCCCCGUCGACAGCGUCGCCCGGCACACCCCGACACAUGGACGAGGAAUUCUUUGGCGGCGGCAUGCGCUGGCAGGAGGCGCAUGGCGGCAUCAUUGGCGCGGCCGUGCAGAAUUUGCGCGCACGUUCGAUUAAGCGCAAGAGCGGGCGUGAAGCCGCACGAAGCCCGACUGGGGGAACAGCUGUCAACACGCCAGCAGGUGUGAAACACACUGACGAGCAUAUCUAUGAGGAGCCAGCCACAACAGCUGCAGCCACGCGCGUCAAAUUCAAGGAUGAGCAGCAGGAGGAGAGCUCAACGCUGCGCCGUUCAAUAGCCACAAGCACGCCAGCGCUGGUGGUGCGCAUUGAGCGCGAGGAACAACAGCUGCAAUUGGAGCAGCAAGAGCAACAGCAACAGCAAGAGUCAACGCCAGUGGCAACAAUGCUGCAUCCAUUGGCCUUACCAUUGAAGCCGCCACGCCGCAAAUCGUCGCGCUCCAAUUCACCCAGCAGCGUCUACGUGGCAGAUGAGGAGCCAUUUGCAGUCGAAACUGGCGAGAAGCGACGCGACGCCGGCGCACCAAAUGAGAUUGUAGCAUGCACCACCUGCGGCGGCAGCAACAGCCCGUGCACCCACUCGGCCAACAAUGGCUGUGCAACGGAGACCUGCUUCGUUCAAGUGCGCAAAAAAGAGCCACCGCAUCCGAUCCGAGUGGCAAAGACGAUCGAUGUCAUUGCUAGAAUUACAUUUCCAACCGCUUAUGCCAUAUUUCUGAUAUUUUUCUUUGUGCACUACAAAGGAUUUUCGUAAGAUUAAGCUAAAAGCCACAACAACAAACAAAAAACAAUAUGCGAAGAACAGAAAAAUAAACAGAUACACACACACACACACACACACACAUAUAUAUAAAUUGUAGAGAGAACAUGCUAAAAAGAAGCUAUGAUAAAUAUUGUUUACUACAUUCUAAGGCCUUGCUAAAGUCAGUCAACAUAAGUAACUAAGGGAAAC